UUUGAAGAUGAAGCUCUUUGUGUGCAUUGCGGUUCUCGUUGGUUAUGCCGCCGCGGCGUCCAUAGACCACAAGGUUGUUGGAGGAAAGGAAGCCACUCCUCAUGAGUUCCCUUACAUGGUUUCCCUCCAAUGGAUGGACAAUCCUAACACCAAACACUUCUGCGGAGGACUUCUUCUCAGUGAGAAAUGGGUUUUAACUGCUGGCCACUGCGUCAAUGCCUUCAGUAAGAACACUGAAGUUGUUGCUGGAGCUCAUAGUAUAAAGAAACCUGACAGUUAUGAGCAGAGAAGGACGCCCUUGAAGACAUUCGUCCACGAAAACUACGGUGGAGACGUUGGUCCACAUGAUCUUGGCCUUGUUGAGGUCUCAGAACCCUUCGAGUUCAACGAAUAUGUGACUAAAGUUAAUCUGCCCACUGAACCUGCCUAUCCAACUGGAAUGGCGACUAUUUCCGGAUGGGGAUCGAUGUCCAACAACUUCUUCCCUAAAUACCCCGACAAGCUCAUGAAGGCUGAUCUCCCGCUUUUGGACUCUCAGAAGUGCUUCAAUGACUAUCCCGGAACGCCAAUGCACGAAACCAAUGUGUGUGCAGGCGAGCCUAACGGAUCCAAGGCGGUGUGCAGCGGUGAUUCCGGAAGUCCUCUUGUGGUGAAGAACUCCGAGGGAGAAUUUGUGGUGUACGGAGUCACGAGCUGGACAUGGCUGCCCUGCGGAUCUCCAGGAAAAACAGGAGUUUUCGUAAAUGUGUCUCACUAUCUGAAGUGGUUGGCUGAGAAAAUGAGCAGCCAGUGAAUAUUGGAUUUUGUUAUUAAUGUACAAGCAAAAAGAUAAAAAAUAUGAUAAGAAAAAAUUGAAAAAAAGCCAAGCAAGUUGAGUU
This is a messenger RNA of Phlebotomus argentipes, 878 nucleotides long. RefSeq names its product trypsin-1-like. Lineage: Eukaryota; Metazoa; Arthropoda; Insecta; Diptera; Psychodidae. Gene Ontology annotation, molecular function: serine-type endopeptidase activity. The coding region runs from base 8 to 793 and encodes 261 amino acids. Gene Ontology annotation, biological process: proteolysis. The transcript is spliced from 2 exons. The record is from RefSeq and is a predicted model, not a curated record.